Molecule: messenger RNA, 1964 nt
Organism: Caenorhabditis sp. 36 PRJEB53466
Lineage: Eukaryota; Metazoa; Nematoda; Chromadorea; Rhabditida; Rhabditidae
Source: the annotation of a GenBank genome assembly
AUGCGAUUCCUUCUGCCGGUAUUGGCCUUAUGUGAGUUGAAUUGGAAUUGGAAUCUAAAUUGGAAACGGAGUGAAUGUUACAGUAUCCCUUUCGAAUGGCAACCUUCCUCCGCAAUUCGAUCAGUGUAUGUCGAUCAAAGGAAUAGGACUCCAGAACUUUAACAUCUUCACAUCCCCCAACUUCCCCGAUAGGUUAUCUUUCUCGCGUUUCCUUCAGGGCUGGGUUAAAGUAUAUUGGGUCCAAGUUACGGAUCGAACGAAUCUUUUACUCUAGAGAUAUAGUGGUCUGAGGCCGGAAAGGCCGCGUUUUUGCGGAGUUUGCCUUUACAGCGUCCCAUCCACACAUAUCGAGAGUAAAUGAUCCAGUUGGUUUAAAAUUUGGAGUUCAGGCCUCGAAAAACAUUCGAUAAUCUGCAAAAGGCCUUAUGAGCUCUGGUUUCCGUCCAGUUCCUUUUCUUUCAGGUAUCCUCCGAACGUCGACUGCGUCCGAGUCAUUCACUCUCGCCCUCAGCACGACGUCAUCGUUAAAUUCCACCACGUAUUCCAAGUAUGCUCCUAUUUUUUUCUUCUUCUCUUGCUUGCCCCCUUGGGGAUCUCUUUUAUUACACUCUUCGUGACCCGUUUCUCAUUUCAGAUCGAAUCAACGUACGACAAAAUAGAGGCUGGAGAAGAGUGUCCCAACGAUUUCAUUGUGCGUUCGCAAAGCGGACAACUGUGAAAAUGUGAACUGUUUGCAGGAAUUCCGAGAUGGACGGUACGGUUUCUCGCCGCUCAUUGGCCGUUUCUGCGGAGAUCUAAUGCCGAAGAGAGAGAUUCGCGCGGUUUCAGGUGGCAAAGAGAGAGAGAGAGAGAAAGAGAGAGAGAGAGAGAGAGAGAGAGAGAGAGAGAGAGAAAAGGCAAUGAAAAUCUGAAAUGCAGGCUUCCUCUGGAUUCGUUUCCGCUCGGACGCGAUGCUCGAGUACCAAGGAUUCUCCGCCGAGUACGCCAUUGUUCCGAGCAAGACCGGACGGUUCAACAACCACGGUAACGGCUUCUUUCCUCGAGCCUUUUCUAGACCUGGACUUUUGGCCUACUUUUUGCGGAAUCUCGGACACUUCCGGUCUCGUUUCAAUAUAACUCUAAUCUUAAAAAGCAGAAACUUCAAUCAAAUGCCCUAAUACCAAAUCUGAUGAACCAUAUGCUUUUCCAAAUUGGUCUAUUUCAGAAUGCCUUCUGGAAUAUCUGAAUGGCUUGGACGGUUUCAUCCGCACCAAAGACCUCAUCGCGAACCUCCCUCGGAACGCCUCUGGAACUCUGGAUUGUGUGUGGCGUCUCGCAGUCCCCGCCAACUUCCGCAUCGCUUUUUAUGUGAAAGAGUUUGCUCUGAAGGCUCCCAAUCAGUGUGCUCAUAAUUUCGUGGAAGUGUAUUCCGGAGACACUUCCGAUAAACCCCUCAGACGGUCAGUUCCCCUUCCAACUCUUCUUCUCGAUCAGUUCUUCUUCUUGUUCAGAUUCUGCGGGCUCACCGCCAACGACGUGUUCUCGCCUUCGAAUGAAAUGUUCGUACGCUUCUAUCUUUCCGAUGUUCGCAGCCUCAACUCCACUUCCAUAUCAGCCCUCUUUUCUUCGUACACUCGAAGUAUUGCUCCGUUCUUCUUCACUCACUAAUUCGCAUUUUCAGUGAAAAACUGUACCCAAGUGGGCCUUUUUGCGUGCGGCGAUGAGAAUUGCGUGCCCAAAUCGCUGGCGUGCAACGGCCGUCCGAACUGUCCGUACGGGCGGGACGAACGAGUCUGUUCGGUCGGCCAGGACACCAUCGUCAACUUUCUGGUCAGCGGCUUCGCACCGCUCGUCUCCAUCAUUCUCAUCGUGCUCAUCGCCGUCUCACUCAUCUGCUUCUAUACAGUCCGAAAGAACCAUUGUGGUGAGGAAAGAAGAGGAGGCGAAUAGAAAUUGAUUCAAUUUCAGUCCUCCCUCCUUUAUGA